Tachysurus vachellii is the source of this 827-nucleotide messenger RNA. It is a transcript of the gene capsla, whose product is annotated as calcyphosine-like a. The coding region runs from base 168 to 731 and encodes 187 amino acids. The record is from RefSeq and is a predicted model, not a curated record. Gene Ontology annotation, molecular function: calcium ion binding. The transcript has 5 exons. Lineage: Eukaryota; Metazoa; Chordata; Actinopteri; Siluriformes; Bagridae.
CUGGGAAGACGGCGCGAGUUAUGGAGCCGCUGAGAGCUUCUCACUCAGAGCUGAACCACAGAGAAUCAAGUCAAAGUGUUUCUGCUCUAAACUACUGAGUGACAGUCUGCCAAGUGUCAAGUUUGUGUGGAUCAGAGGUUCAAACAAUUAAACCUGGAAGAGUGAAGAUGGCUGAUACAAUGGAGGAGUUGAGACAACAUUGUCUGAGUAGAGGAGCAGCUGGGAUUAAAGGCUUGGGAAGAACCUUCCGCAUCAUGGAUGAUGAUGGCAGUAAGUCUUUAAACCUGGAGGAGUUUCAGAAAGGUCUGGAGACCUAUGGUUUGUGUAUUAAAAAGGAAAAGGCCAAGGAGAUCUUCACUUUUGUGGACAAAGAUAAAAGCGGCACCAUUGACUUCAAUGAAUUUAUUGAGAAACUAAGGCAACCUAUGUCCAGUGUCAGGAAGCAGGUGAUCAAACAAGCCUUCCAGAAGCUGGACCGUACCGGUGAUGGAGUGGUAACUGUGCAAGAUUUAGAGGGAGUCUACAACAGCAAACAUCACUCCAAGUACAAGAGUGGGGAGUGGACUGAGGAACAAGUGUUCCGCUCUUUUCUGGACAGUUUCGACUCACCAUAUGAUAAAGACGGAAAGGUCACUUUGGACGAGUUUGUGGAUUACUACAGCGGUGUCAGUGCCUCCGUUGACAGCGACGAUUACUUUGUCACCAUGAUGCAGAAUGCAUGGAAGUUGUAAUCACCACGGUUCUCAUCUCUUCAUGGAAAUUUACAAAUUUGUAAAACCAGAGUUAAAAAAAUAAAGAUGUCACCCCCUGGUGGACACACAAAUGUA